CUCAACGCCGUUCAUUGCAGUGAGUGUAUCAGCCGCCCCGUCUCCGUCGCCGCGCCCAUCAACCACCAUCACCACCAGCUUCAUCUCCCUCCCCCCCUUUUUCUCCCCCCCAUUCCCCCUCCUCCCCCGUCUUUCCUCCACUUCUUUUCUCUUUCAUCUUUCUCUACCCUUUUUUUCACUGGCCAUCCACCCCAAAACAAAAUCGAAAAGGAAAAUUUCAGAAUGUACGCCCUCGCCCCAACCCUCCGCCGCUCCGCCGCAGCCCUCACCCACUCCAAAAACCACGGCAUGACGCCCGGCCCGCUCGCUCUCCUACCGCCCAUUUAUCUUUAUCGACGACUCCUUCGCGCGCACAGAAAACACUUGCCGCGCGAGAUGCGGCUGUUGGGGGAUGAGUAUGUCAAGGCCGAGUUUCGGGCGCAUCGGAGUGUGGAUAAUCCGGCGCAUUUGAUCGGCUUUUUAACAGAGUGGCAACUCUACGCCCAAAAAAUCGAAGGAAACUCGUGGGUAGGCGAGAAGUUGGACAAGGGCAAGGUUGAAAAGAUGAGCGACGAGCAAAUCGGUCAACUAUACGAACUCAUGCAAGCCAUCCAAAAGCGCGGAACCGAAGGGGAUCUUGAGGACGGUGACGGUGGAGAGUCCGGUCAAAAGUCGCAAUGAUCACUAUAAUAAAAGGGUGUAUUUUGAUAAGUUACACGAAAUG
Molecule: messenger RNA, 703 nt
Organism: Neurospora hispaniola
Lineage: Eukaryota; Fungi; Ascomycota; Sordariomycetes; Sordariales; Sordariaceae
Exons: 4
Coding region: 223-660 (145 amino acids)
Biological process (GO): succinate metabolic process; mitochondrial respiratory chain complex II assembly
Cellular component (GO): mitochondrion; mitochondrial intermembrane space
Source: RefSeq, a predicted model, not a curated record